Messenger RNA from Amyelois transitella, 2151 nucleotides. It is a transcript of the gene Parn, whose product is annotated as poly(A)-specific ribonuclease PARN. The record is from RefSeq and is a predicted model, not a curated record. Gene Ontology annotation, cellular component: nucleus; cytoplasm. The transcript is spliced from 16 exons. Lineage: Eukaryota; Metazoa; Arthropoda; Insecta; Lepidoptera; Pyralidae. Gene Ontology annotation, biological process: nuclear-transcribed mRNA poly(A) tail shortening. Gene Ontology annotation, molecular function: poly(A)-specific ribonuclease activity; metal ion binding; RNA binding. The coding region runs from base 138 to 2135 and encodes 665 amino acids.
UUUGUGACAUACUCUAACCGCGCGCUUGGAAGAUACUUUUAUUUAUUUAUAUUUUCACGAUUUUUUAGUUUAGUUUCAUAUUAAUGGGACCGAAAAUCACCAUAAUAAAGUAGCAUUAUAUUUAUUUAUGCAACAUAAUGGAAGUGACCCGGCAUAAUUUCAAAGAAAGUUUGCCUUUAAUACAGUCGUCUAUAGAAAAAGCGGAUUUUCUAGUGAUAGACGCGGAAUUUACAGGUCUAUCAAAAGGUCGGGAUGUGUCUUUAUUUGACACUCCUGCUGAGUAUUACACAAAUAUUUUGAACUCCAGUUCUGAGUUUCUUCUUACUCAGUAUGGACUAUGUGCUUUCUAUUGGAACGCAGAUAAGGAAGAAUACAUAAAUGAAGCAUACAACUUUUACAUUUUCCCCCGUGGGAACUAUGCCCUUGAGAAAAUCUUUCUGUGUCAAAGUUCCAGUUUGGAUUUCCUUGCCGCGCAAGGUUUUGAUUUCAAUAAAUGGAUAAAAGAUGGUAUAUCAUAUGCCACAGAGCCCGUAGAGCAGUUUAUGCGUAACAAAAUAAAAGAAAAACAGACCAGUGACAAUGAACGGCAGUACAUCCCUAUACCUGAGGAAAACAAGCAGCAGGUUGAGGAAAUCAGCAAAAAAGUGAAGCAGUUCAUACUAGAAAAUGAACAGGAGGAGAUGACAAUAGACCGUUGCAACCCGUUCAUCAGGCGGCUGCUAUUCCAGGAGCUUGGGUUGAGGUUCAAAGACGAGGUGAUGGUGGACGCUAAAGUCUUAGAAAAUAAGGAAAGAGUAAUAGUUGUGACUAGGAUAAAAUCUGCUGAUGACACAAACAACAAGCGUAUGUUGAAGGAGCAGAAAGAGUGGGAUGAUUUGGAAGAAGCAGUCGGCUUCUCCAAGGUGGCUCGGAUGAUCAGUCAGUCAGGCAAACUGGUUGUAGGUCACAACAUGCUGCUGGAUGUCCUUCACACGUUGAGUCAUUUCUUCCAAGAUUUACCAUCAGAUUACAAUACGUUCAAAGAGUUUGCGCAUUGCAUGUUUCCGUGUAUAUUAGACACAAAAUAUAUGUCGAGCAUGCCGCCGUUCAAGGAUAAGGUGAAUUCAAACGUUCUUCAACAUCUUUAUCAGUCGUUAUCUGAGGAACCAUUUUCGUUGCCCAAAAUCGUGUCGGAGCCCGGGCGCGGCUACUCGGGCGCCGACGACAAGCAGCACGAGGCGGGCUACGACGCGUUCGUGACGGGCGCGUGCCUGCUGGGGCUGCGCGCGCGCCUGCGCGGCGCCGGGCGCGCGCGCCGCGGGGACGCGCUGCUGGCGCCCUACGCCAACAAGCUGUACCUCGCCAGGACCGCGCGGCAGGACUCGCCUUACAUCAACCUCGAGGGGGACGAUCCUGCACCUUCAAGAGAGCACGUGUUCCACAUGACCUUCCCCAAGGAGUGGCAGAGGAACGACAUCAACCAACUCUUCAGUCCAUUUGGUCAAAUAAUAGUGCAAUUUCUGGACGAUACAAGCGCCUACGUGGCCCUAACUAAUAGGAAGCGUUCGAGGGAGAUGCUGAAGGCUCUGUCAGGUCAUGAAAAAGUCACUUUGGUGCCGUUUUCCAUCCACAAGAAUCUGCAAAACAAGACGGCAGACCACGCCCGGCCGCUGACCGCGAAGAAGACAGUGGUCAUGCGUAACUCAAAUUCUACAGUCAGACAUGAUUCCACAGAGGAGAAGAAGACGGGGUCAUGUCAGGCUUCACCAGUAAUGCCUACACCUGUUCCAAGACCUGUAAACAAUUUUACAGUUAAGUUGAACGAGCCGGUCGAGCCUUCCACGAACAAGAGUAGAACUCGCCCCACUUCCGCUCCCAUUUCCAAAGAGAAAGAGAAGCAUAAAUUAGCAGAUUCACCUUUAGAGGUGGAAGAAACACAACCUGUUACAAAAAAGACAAGGUUACGAACGAACUCCGCUUCCAAUGACAAGGAGAAAUGGAAGAUUGAAGAAAUUAGCCAAGACAAUAAAGAGGUCGACAAAGUUGAGGAGAGCGGUUGGUCCAAACAGACCAAGGCGCAGGCGCAGGUGGAGGCAGUGUUCGCGGGCUCGCCGCGGACGGUCGCCGUGUUCAAAGAGAGCGACAGUUGGCUUUAAGCAAUAAAAUGUUGAC